Molecule: messenger RNA, 1296 nt
Organism: Salvia hispanica
Lineage: Eukaryota; Viridiplantae; Streptophyta; Magnoliopsida; Lamiales; Lamiaceae
Source: RefSeq, a predicted model, not a curated record
AUGCCAGACCUGAGAGCAUUUUCUUCAUUGACACAACUGAACCUUUCGGCUAACAACUUUACAGGUUCCAUUCCUGUAAGUGUUGGCCAACUCGCCAAGCUUCAACUUCUAGAUCUUUCUCAUAAUUCUUUGGAAGGUUUAGUCUCAGAAUCCCACUUCAUCAAGCAUGAUAAGUUAAACACACUUGACUUAUCCUUCAAUUCAUUGAUCUUCGAUAUUCCCCUUGAUUGGAGCCAUCUUUACCAGUUGAAAACACUAUACUUAGCUAGGUGCAAUGUGGGUCCAUAUUUUCCGAAAUGGAUCCGGUUUCAAAGGAAUUUGUCAUUUCUUGAUCUUAGUGGUGCCAAUAUAGCAGAUGAAGCCCCAGAGUGGUUUUGGAAUUCGUUCUCUUUAUUACAGAACUUAUAUCUCUACGACAAUCAAAUAUGGGGUACAAUUCCGAAUCUAUCGUUCACCUCCAUCGAGUUCAUGGAUCUUAGUGUCAAUCAUUUUUCAGGUUCCAUACUAUUAUUUCCUGCCAAUGCAGAUCGUAUUUACUUGAGUGGAAAUAUGGUCAGUGGUUCAAUUUCAUCUAUUUGCAAAACUCACCUCAUCUCAGAUAAUCAGUUGUCAGGAUUUCUUCCCAACUGCAGGAGCAUAUUCCCAACUUGCACACUCCCCAUUUGGUUAACAACAGUUUUUUCGGGUGAAAUUCCCGCCUCUUUUGGCAAUUUACGAAACUUCGUUUCACUGCAUAUGCAUGGCAAUAAUUUAUCUGGUGAGUUGCCUUACAAUUUGAGACAUUGCCAGGAAUUGAGAUUCAUUGAUCUUGGAGGGAACAAUUUGAAUGGAGAGAUCCCGACUUGGAUUGGCCGGUUGUAUAACAUGCAAUAUCUAAUCCUUCGUGGAAAUAAAUUGCAUGGUAGUAUUCCUAUUGAGAUAUGUCAUCUUACUAAUAUUCAUGUUUUGGAUUUAUCCCUAAACAACCUGUCUUCGAUAAUACCUGGUUGCUUCAACAAUUUCACUACAUUGGCUAGUAAGAAUGCUUCAAAUCUCGAUAUACCUUGUUUUGGUUCGAUAUACUUUGGAAAUUUAUCCUUUCAUUGGAAAGGUCGUGAUUUAGAAUACAAGGGAAAUCUUGGGUUUCUUAAACUCAUUGAUUUUUCAAGCAAUGGAUUGAUAGGCAACAUUCCAAAAUCAUUUGCCCACUUGAGGGGAUUAAAAUCCUUGAAUCUAUCAAGAAAUAGUUUGUCUGAAUAUAUAAUUCCUAAUAUUGGUAAAAUGGAGAUGCUAGAUUCUCUUGAACUGUCAUCAUAA